Messenger RNA from Aspergillus aculeatinus CBS 121060, 936 nucleotides. RefSeq lists its product as uncharacterized. Bases 241 to 729 code for a protein of 162 amino acids. NCBI's taxonomy places the organism in Eukaryota, Fungi, Ascomycota, Eurotiomycetes, Eurotiales, Aspergillaceae. The record is from RefSeq and is a predicted model, not a curated record. The transcript has 4 exons.
GGGGAUCGCGCGCCGUCUCGCUCAUUCGAUGCACCAUUCAGGACGAAAAGGCUUGGGGCUGAUUCGUGAUGACCGGUCCGGCUGUGUCUCGCUUUCCUCGAAGGUGAGGAAUUAUCCCGGGUGCAGAUGUGGGGAACGAAUUUGACUCAUUCACUGCUGUCCUCCUAUGGGUGCGUAACUUACACUCUAGUACGAUAGCCCAAGGAUUCUUCUACUUUCAAGAUUAUUUUUCUUCCUGGGAUGGAGCUUUGGGUCGAUUCAGUCGGACUGGUCACUGGCGAAGGUUGCGUUGGGCUAGCCAUGAUUUUACCUGUCAAAUCCUCGGCUGUACCUGCAGCUGCCAUGCAAGCCUGUCUGCCAAUUCUUCUCCGUACCCUACAGACUUCCAACCGGAUGCACAACAGUGCAGCUCCGACGAUGACUAGCACGGGUGGGGGAACUGACCGGGAGCUCCGACAUUCUCCUUCCUCCCUCCCCUCAUCUUCCAUCCGCCUAUCCGGGGCUGAGAGGGUUCGAGCCGAGGCCAUCGAUAACGAACUAGCAAGCGAUGCGGGAAUAACCGAUCAAGAGAACGUAAACGUAUUCCAUCUGAAUUCUUUGUUCCGACCGGACAAUUUGCACCACCACCACAUCAUUCUCGUAUCAUCAAUCUCAAAAUCAACUUCAAGUACUACUGUACUCUCCGGUCUCAGAAGACACGAAUACCGUGCGGAUCAUCGAGUCGAGUAGGGUUAGGGAAUGGCCCCCAAGGACAUCAGCUCCGAGCAGGGACUAAUUUUACUCCAUUCGUCCACCGGCCGGCGCUUACAACACCUGAUUUCGCGCAGGGAUUCAAUGACCGGAAUGUUAGUCGGUUUUUGCAAUGAUACUGCGGCCUAUCUUUGCGAUUGGCUCUACUUACUGAGUAUUUCUCCUGCCCUUUCCGUAUUUGUUCGG